Messenger RNA from Entamoeba invadens IP1, 7848 nucleotides. Its product is annotated as protein serine/threonine kinase, putative. The coding region runs from base 1 to 7848 and encodes 2615 amino acids. The transcript has a single exon. Gene Ontology annotation, molecular function: ATP binding; protein kinase activity. Gene Ontology annotation, biological process: protein phosphorylation. Lineage: Eukaryota; Evosea; Mastigamoebida; Endamoebidae. The record is from RefSeq and is a predicted model, not a curated record.
AUGGUCUUAUGGCUUUUCCUUUGGAUAGCCACUCUAGUAAGUAGUGAGACGUACUGUGAUACAAAUGAUCGUUCUAUAAUUCUUGAGAGUCAAUCGAGUUGUGCAUACACACAUGGAUGGAGUUUUGGGACGUAUGAUGCACAAAAGGCGAAGUAUACAGCUUUAAAUAUACCCGAGUAUGAUGUGUGCUUUGGUGACACACCAUGUGACAACUUUCUAUUCAGCGAUAGCGGAACCCAACAAUGCGUCGAAGAAAUCACUAUACAGAACCCGACGUGGGACGGCCAUAAAAUGCUUGUUAUAGCGCCAAAUUCAUCGUUGAAGAAAUUGACGAUCAACCAGAAGGCAGCAUCGAAGUGGUAUAUACACUCAUUAAGUACCCAAAAUGUGACUGUUGUAUUCAACACGUGUUCUGGAUGUAAUCCACAAGCAGUUGUGUUGUGUUCUGAUAACACACUGAUCUACCAAAGUGCAAGCACCUCUGGUAUAGUCGACUUAAAGUUCAAAUCGUUUCCUCCAAAUAUGUUGAUAGUUGGUGGUGGGACUCGAGUCUCCUAUUCACAAUACAAUUCAAAAGCCGUUCAACAACUUCCACUUUUUGUUGGUAAGAAAGGGAUACAAUUGGGGAGUUUUUGUGACAAUUGUAAGGAACCAAAAUCUGUGUGUACUAUGGGGGAUUUCAAAAGGUAUUCAGAAACGAGUCAAACAACAUCAAACUGUCAGUGCACUCUUACUGAUAAUAAUAAAUACAAUGUGGCUGAUUGCCUGAUGUUUUCAAGUUACUUUGCACUCACUGUUAAUAUUGACAAUAUGAAAGUCAACGGGUUUUGGAAUAGUCUUAAAAUCGGUUCGAAUGUGAAUACAAUACAAUCACUUGGAAAUUUUGGAGUGAAGAAUUGGAUCACAAUGGACAUCACUAUAACAGGUAAUUUCAAUGCAAAUCAAUUGACAUGUUCUGCACAAACUCACUUUGAUAAUUUAACAGUUGAAACUAUUGAAGGAAUUGUGAACAACAAAAUUUUGUUCUUCACGAAGAGUGCAAAUGCACUUCCAGACACCGUCAAAUUAUUAAAAUGUUCGAAUGAUGGAUAUAAUAGAGUCGUUGGACUUGAAUAUGGCAACUUGUGCCAAUGCACUCCAAAGAGUUAUCCCGAUAUGAUACCAUUUGUCGAAUCUGACUGUAAUGAUCUCGAAAACAAAGACUUGGUGUUGACCAAUAAUGUGAAUAUAAAUGAAAAUAUUAAAGUGAAUGGAAUAUACUUUAAUAACAGUCUCAACAUUUCUAUCACAUCUGAAUUUGUGUUAGAAGCAAACACUUUCAAUUGUGACCAACGAAUCUUUGUAUUUGGAAAAACAAAGAUCACCACAUUAAACAUCAAACAAGGCUGUGAAUUGAUUCUCGACGCUAUACCAGAAUUGAAAAAUGUCGAAGUCACUUCUACAGAGCAAGUUGUGUUCAUUGGACCUUAUUCUGACAACCUUCCAGAUGGCAUAGAAAUAGGGUGCGAUGUUAAUAAAAAUGAAGUGAGGUAUGUUGUUAAAGGAAGUAUUGUAGGAUGUUAUUGCACAAUAAAAGAAGGAAGUGUAGAUGAUUCUCAAUUGAAUCAAUGGGAUUGUACUGACUUGAGUUCAUCAAAAACGUUAUUAGUGACGACUUCACAGUCAAUGACAAUUAACAAAAGGUGGAGAAAUGUAAUUUGCAGAGAGACGUGUUUCUUAACAUUCACAACAAUCGUCGAAGAUCAAGUCGUUGUUUUACAAGACGCGGAACUAAGUAAUGGCGAAUUUAACAUUCUUAAUGUAACUCAAAACAACAGUCAUAUCAAAACAAAUGAAUGUGUUAUUAAUGAAUUGGUUGCAGAACAUGGAUUCUUCUACACAUCAACCGGUCAAACGAUACCAUCAAAUACUUUUGCUCUUUGUGAUAUUUCACCUUACAGAGUCUCUAAUGACAAAUUGAAUAUUACGUGCAAUUGUCAUGUUAUUGGUGACUCUUUUGAUCUUUGGGAUUGUAACGAUUAUUCACAGUAUCGAACAUUAAUUGUAGAUAGUGAUAUAUCCAAUCAACACUCUUGGAAUAUUUUAAAAACAACUACUGGUGUUACUAUUAAUUCAAGUGGGUGUGAGAUUCAACAACUGGAAGUUACUUCGGAUUUACGUUUUAAUGGCAAAGAUAGCGAAACAAUUGUUAUCAACAAAAUUGUUUUUCCAGAAGUUAUUCCUCAAAUUUACUUUAUUGGAAAUAUCACUGUAUAUAAUGCGGAUAUAAAUGAAAUACCACAAGAUCAAAUACUCUUUUUAUCCACUAACAAACAAGAAUACACAAUUUUUAUAUCUUCUUGUUUUGUGGAUGGGUUCUAUAGAAAUAGUAUGACGAAUAUUGGAUGUAAUUGUUAUUUAAAUGAAAACGGGUUUGAACAAUGGGACUGUGUCACAAGAUCAAGUGUUUUAACAUUAGUUCUAACUCAAGAUAUAGUGUAUACCAAUACUGUUACAAUAUGGAAUGCACUCUUAACAACCCAACAAGUUAAGCUUAUAACACCAAAAAAACUUGUGUUUCAACUGUUUAAAGCGGAGUAUGGAAUUGAAGUUGAUGGCGAAUUAUCGAUCAUGAGUGUCGUUAUUCAAACACCAGACUUGAUUUUAUUUGACGUUGUAUCAAUUGAUAGUGUUACACCAUUCGGACCGAAUAGUGAUGUUCUCUUUGUGGCAAAGAAUUUUUCUGGGAGUGCAAAGGUGUUAAAGACAUGUGAAGGGGAGUAUAGCCGAUUCAGUCCAAUUGACAACAAAAUAGGAUGUUAUUGUACAAGUGAAUAUAAUAAUGAUUCAUUUUCGCAAAAUGAUUGUGACACAUUCUCUACUGAACGAAUUCUUAAAAUAACGUCCAACGAUUUUCAAUUGAGCCAAAUAAGAAGUUUUAAACAAUUGGAAGUGACGAACUCACAAACAACUGUUGUUAAUGGAGCGGAUUUGUAUAUAGAAGAAUACACACACGUGUACCCCGUCAUAUUUAAAAAUGUCAUCAAGAUGGGUAUUCUUCACUUCGAAAAAUUGAAUGGAAAAACGGCAUUUCUUCAAUUUUACAAUCCUAUUAAUAUAACAACAAUUAAUACAACAAAUGUUGAUCAAAGUGAUUUACUUUUUGUUGGUCCAAAAGAAUUUGACAUGAAACGUGUUAAGUCAAGUUCUAUUGAAGUUGUUUGUGACGAUGGAAAUACCUCGAGGUAUGGGGUAGUUAACUCACAGAUUGGGUGCUUAUGUUCUGCUCAUACUAUUGGUGAAGAAGCAGAUUACGACGUUUCGGAUUGUGCAUUUUUCGACACGACAAAAAAUCGCGACUUUGUCGUGAAUGGGAUCGUUUCUAUUACAAAGGAAACGCAUUGGAGAGAUAUGUAUAUCCAAAGCACAGAAAGUGCAGUGAAUGGAAAUUCUCAAAUUUCAUUUGUCACUUGUAAUUUCUCUGACAUAACAAUUGACAUCAGAGUGGCACAAUUUGAAUGUUCUUAUGGCGUGUUAUUUCACAACUCUCAAAUAACACUCAGUGGUAUUUUAACGGUAGACAAAAUGAGUUUUCAAGGAAGUGGUAAUUUGGACAAGAACGUGCUUAUAGAAGUGUUGAAUGGUGGAGUGAACAUGAGUGAUUUCAUAGCGGAGAAUUUGGACGAUUGUGUUGAUUUAUUGGGAAGCAACAGUUCAAUAAAUUCUACUAUUCAAACCACUUCAAAUUAUGAAGUGUUGAAUAUUAACAACAAACAAUUAGUCAGAGUGUGUCAAAUGAAUAACAGUGUCACAACAGCGACUUGUGUAGUUUCUUCUGAGAAAUUAAGUGAAGCACGUUAUGAAAUGGUUUACUGUCCCUGUGUUGACAUUGAUUGUUUCUAUCAAGUUGGUAAAAAGAUUGAUUUGGAGUGUACACCAAUACAAAUGAAAACCAAAGAACCAGAAAUUGAAGUUUUGGAAGUUGGAGAAGUGACGUUUGGAGGAAGUAGUGGAAUUAUUGUUGACUCUGUUUGUAGUCAAAACAUUUUGAAAUUUGACAAAUUAAAAUUUCUUAAAACAUAUACCUUGUUGAAUGCACUAAAUCUUGAUGGAAAUUAUAUCGAACUUCUUUCAUUGCAGUCUGACAUCAAAAUCACUUCGGAUAUGACAAUCAACACAACAGAAUACAAUUCAAAACCAAUUACAAUUAGUUCAUUUGUUAAUGAAAUUACUUUUAAUUGGAUCACAUCACAUGACAAUUACACAGAAAGUGUUUUAAAGACCGAAGAGAGUGUCACCCCAUUAACAAUACAGUUUGGUGAAGAAAUAGAUCAUACAACAUAUCCAACGUUGUUUGUUAGAAAUGUAGGAAGACAAAUAAUUUCAACGCAUUCAUUUACAUGUGGAAAUCAAGCAAUAAUUCUUGGUCAAAAUGAUACAAAUGAUGUUUGUGAAUACUUUGGACUAUCACACCAGAAGUGUGUUGCUGUCAACAACGAAGUUUAUAACACUGAAAAUGGACAACGAGACUUUUCAUGUCCAUGUUUAGUUGAAAACUUUGAUUGUGUCAUUAAAAUCACAGAAGACUACGUUUCAACCACUUUUGACAUGUGCAACACAACUCCAUCACGAGUAGAAAUAUGGAAAGGCUUGAUAGUCAACGGGUUGAAGAACAAAGUAGUCGCCUUGGAUAUCAAACAGGGUGAUACCACCUUUUAUCUAGUUGAUUCAAUGGUCUAUCUUUCAUUCAACAACAAUUCACUAAUAAUGUUUUCUGCUAUGAAUUCAUUACUUGUCUCAACCACUCCUCUCAUAUUCACACGAAUGGCAACAAACUCUAUACAACGAAAAUACACUCAAAAUGAGACUUGGUUUUCUGUUCAACAAGGAGGAUCUUGUGAAUAUGCCUCAGUGAGUACGUCUGUUGAAUGUCUCAUGUGUGCACGUAAGUAUUACUUAAAAGAAGGAAAUUGUUACGAAAGUCAAAAAAUGCCAAAUUGCCUGUCUACUGUUAAUUCAGAGUGUUAUAAUUGUGAAAAUGGCUUCUAUUUAGUAAAUGAGAGCUGCCUCAAAUGUAUUGAAAUAUUUCCAGAUUGUCAAAGCUGCAACCAAUAUGAGUGUUUGGCAUGUCAAAACAACACUUGGUUGAAUGAAAACAACACAUGUGUUGAUGACACCUCAUUUGCAAAUUGUGAAGUUCAGGGUGGUGUUUGUCAAAAGUGCAAUGACGCGUUUUGGUUCGACUUUACAACACAAAAAUGUGAGGAAUGUAGCAGUGGGUGCGCCAAAUGUACAAAUUUGACUGUUUGUGAAUCGUGUUCUAUAGGUUAUCAAAAGGAUGAAAACUUGUGUAUUCUGUCACCAAAUUCAUCAGAAGUAGUAUGGUGUAAUGUCAUAUCAUGUGAAUAUGGGUUUUAUGUGGUUAACUCAACAUCAAAUGAUACAGAGAGUGCGUUUUUAUCAUCAGAAGGUCCAAACUCUAUAUGUGGGCAGACUCAUUGUGUUUCUUGUGCGCAUUUAACACCAAAUUGUAAAUAUUGCGACACCGCAUCGUGCUAUUUAUGUGAAGAAGACUUCGUUUUACAAGACUCUCAAUGUGUCAAUAAAAGUGUUACACACUGCAAAGAUAUUCAAAUCGAAGAAAACACAACAACAAUUGAAAACUCCAAAUGCAAAGAGUGUGACAACUAUUAUUAUCUCAAUGAUUUGGGCCAAUGUACUCAAUGUGCAAAAGGGUGUUUGGUGUGUCAAAAUAGCACAGUGUGUGAUCGUUGUGAUAGUAAACAUAUUAAAAGUGGUAACAAGUGUGAGAAAUAUAACAACACGACGCUCAUAAAUAUCAACUGUAAAGAGGUGAAAAUAGGAAUGUGUACACAAUGUGUUGAUGAUUACUAUUUUCUUCCAAAUAGUAAUACAUGCAGCAAAUGUGAAACUCCGAAUUGUGCUAUGUGUGUUAAUAACACUUGUUAUAAUUGUGAGACUGGUUAUUUCAUUAACGACUUCAAUGAAUGCAUUUCAUCAAACAACUCCAAUUGUAAAAUUCCGUUUUUGAAUGAUAUUGGGUGUGUUGAAUGUGACGAUGGCUUCUAUCAAAAGGAGAUCAAAUGUUAUAAUUGUUCUGAGCAAUAUCCAAAUUGUCUGAGUUGUGUUGAAAACAAUUGUCUGCAAUGUGGAGACGACUAUUUUGUGAAUGAAGGAGGUCGAUGCGAGAGUGUUGAUGCCUUAUUACAUUGUGUUACAAUCGACUAUUAUCAUGGAUGUAGUGAAUGUGAGAAUGGAUACACUUUAUCCAGAUAUAAGUGUGUACCGUGUGCUUCGCAUUGUAACUUAUGUAGUCAAAUAGACUGUCAGUUAUGCGAGGAAAACUAUGUCAAGAUGAAUAACAACACGUGUAUAUAUUACCAAUCCAUUCCACAUUGUGAAGAGAGUAAUGGCGUUAUCUGUGUUUCAUGUUCAACAUUAUACAAAUCAGCAGAUACAUCAUGUCGACUGAACGUUGUCUCCAUAUUCUUUUUAAGUGUUUUUUGCAUUAUCCUUCUUCUAGCUCUACUCAUUGGAAGUGCUGUACUUAUAUCAUAUAACGUUAUUAAGAAGAAGAAACCAAUUGGAAGUGGGUAUGUCAAUAUAGACAGUGGUAUCACCACUUUUCCAAUGAAAUACAGUACAAUCAAAUUUAUAAAUCUGAACCCAUCCUCCUCAGUGUUAUUUGACAAACGCAGUCUCUUGUUUGAAGGUGGGCUUGAGAACAUUGGAGUAAACGUAGAGUCACGAACGCUUUUCUGUAUAGCGAACCCUUCACGUAAAAAGGUCUUUGUGACGAUCACUUGUAUUGAGACGAAAUACCCCAAAUUUCAAAUGCGGUUUGAACCAAGCACGGUCUGCAUUCCGGAGCACCAAGCGUGUGAAAUUGAAGUCUUUGUGAAACCGUUGUGCUCUUCACAUGUCAGUGAUUAUGUAGUAGUCUUGUCCCAAGAGCUUCAAAAGAAAGAGUCCACCACAGAUGUGAUUCCAUUCAAUUACACCACAAAGUUAUCGACUCGAAUCGAUCCAGAUGAGUUACUUUGUCUUCGAAAAAUAGGAGAAGGAGGGUUUGGUGUUGUGUAUUAUGGUUCAUUCCAUGGCAACGAAGUUGCAAUUAAGAAAAUGAAGCAGAUGGAAGGUGUUGGGAAUAGCCAAUGUGAAAUUGAUGAAUUUGAAGCCGAGGUUUCCAUGCUCGACAAGUUUAGAAGUGAGAAUAUCGUCUUUUUCUAUGGUGCAGUUUUUAUUCCAGAUAAGAUCUGUAUGGUAACUGAAUAUGCCAAAUAUGGGAGUCUCAGAAACUUAAUGAAGAGCAAGAGUGAGAUAGUCUUCGACUUGAAAUUGAAGAUCUUAAAAGACUCCACAAAAGGUAUUCAAUAUUUACACCGAAAUGGAAUAGUCCACAGAGACAUCAAACCUGACAAUAUCUUAAUCUUUUCAUUGGACUCUAAUGUCGUUGUUAACGCUAAACUGACUGAUUUUGGAUCAUCAAGAAAUAUCAAUAUGCUGAAGGCCAAUAUGACAUUCACUAACUCAAAGGGAUCUCCAGCUUAUAUGGCUCCUGAAGUACUCAACCAAGAACGGUAUGGAAGUCCGGUCGACAUCUUUGCGUUUGGAAUAGUCAUGUAUGAGGUGUGGACUUGGAAAACGGCAUAUGCAAAUGACGACUUUAAAUACCUGUGGAAAAUUGCAGACUUUAUAUGUGAUGGGAAACGAUUAAUGAAACCAAGUACUAUGCCUGAGUGGUAUUAUAUUAUCGUUAACAAGUGUUGGCAAACCAAUCCACUUGAUCGAAUGAGUAUCGAAGAGGUGAUAGAAAUGCUAGACUUCGGGAUGAAUGCGUUCUUGUAA